UAUUCAAUUUUUUUCCAAUUUUUUCCUGCCUUUCCACUGAUUUCCUUUUUAUCGUUGUUGCUAGUUACUUAUUGAUAUUAUUGCUACUAUGAUGGUGGUGACUGUGACUAUGAUGAUGUGUUGCUGAUGGUGGUGAUUAAAAAAAAAAUGACUGCUGAUUUUUAACCGGAUGAAAAUGGAGUUUUUCUGAGUGGUCCUAACUGACUCUGGGCUUUUAACCCCUUGGGGGGGAAAAACACAACAAGGUUUUUAAAACACAUUUUUUUUAAAAAAGUGGAUUGAUCGCGUUUAACUCUUUUUUUCCCUCCCUCCCUGAUUGCCUGGCUGCUAAGAACGGAACCCAAUUUCUCUCCAGAACUUGUUUGAACAUCUCAGGAAGUUCCUGCACUUUUUUAUUUUUAUUUUUUUUAAUUUUUAAUAUUUCAUUUCUGUGCAAUUUUUCAACUGUUGCUGCAAUGUGUCUGUGGUGCUGAUCGCUCGCUAGCAGUGACAGCCUUCCCUUGGUCAGAUCCCGCCCCCCCUCCUGUCUCGUACCCUUCAGUUCCCAUCUUGAUCUUUUCCUCCACACCGUCCCUCCCUUACAAACGCCGUCAUGGACGCCCAGUCUGGAUUGGCAGAGGCAGUUACCUGCGGAGCCUUGCAUGGAGCAGACACAAACCCAUCUUGGCUGAUGCACCAAGCCUGUGUUUCUGCUGCAUACUUGAGUCAUGGCCAGCAACGUCACCAACAAGACAGACCCACGCUCCCUGAACUCCCGCGUGUUCAUCGGCAAUCUCAACACGCUAGUGGUCAAGAAGUCGGACGUGGAGGCCAUCUUCUCCAAGUACGGCAAGAUCGUGGGCUGCUCUGUGCACAAGGGCUUUGCCUUCGUGCAGUACGUGAACGAGCGCAACGCUCGUGCUGCCGUGGCAGGAGAAGAUGGCAGGAUGAUCGCAGGCCAGGUCCUAGAUAUUAACCUGGCUGCCGAGCCGAAGUUGAACCGGGGCAAAGCUGGGGUGAAGAGAUCGGCCACAGAGAUGUACGGGUCAGUAGCCGCACCACCUUCUCCGUCCCCUCUAGUCAGGUCGUCUUUUGACCUGGACUAUGACUUCCAGCGUGACUACUACGACAGGAUGUACAGCUACCAAGCGCGGGUGCCGCCUCCGCCUCCCAUUGCCCGGGCUGUGGUGCCAUCCAAACGCCAGCGGGUUUCGGGCAACACCUCCCGCAGGGGCAAGAGCGGAUUCAACUCGAAGAGUGGGCAGCGGGGGUCGUCUUCCAAGUCUGGAAAGUUGAAAGGAGAUGAUCUGCAGACCAUUAAGAAGGAGCUGACCCAGAUUAAGCAGAAAGUGGAUUCCCUGCUGGAAAGCCUGGAGAAGAUAGAGAAAGAUCAAAAACUGAAGAAUGACAAGUCUGAGGAGGAGCAAAGCAGCAGCUCAGCCAAGAAAGAAGAGAGCAAUGUCAAGAUGGAGUCUGAGACUGGGGCGGAUGACUCCGCUGAGGAAGGGGACCUGCUGGACAAUGACGACAAUGAAGACCGGGGAGACGACCAGGUACGAAGCUGGAGGCGGCAGAGAGCCAGGAGUGAGGAGCGCGGCUCUCCCUGUUUGCUAACUCGGCCCCUCUGCCUGUCCCCUUCUCUCUCUCAGCUGGAGUCCAUCGAGGGGGAUGACAAGGAGCCCGAAGAAGGCGAAGACGACAGAGACAGCGCCAAUGGCGAAGACGACUCCUAAGCGCCCAGCACACCUCUCCUCUCUCCUCCUCAACAAACACCGACGUUCUUCUGAUAUUGAGCCUCUCACCAGCCCCUUGUCGGCUGCCUCCUCACUGCCCUCUUCCCUCCCUCCUUCCCAGAGCCCCGUGUGUUCAUGGCGUGUCUUCUGUUGCAUUUGUCCUUUCUUUCUCCUCCCCCCGGCCAGACCCCCGAAAUCUCUCCUAGUAGUUCAGUUAAAUCCCCUGUAAUUCUCCUCUUUUAAUUUUGAUACCUCUUUAUUGACUUAACAAUUAAAAAGGACGUAUUGUUUUUA
Podarcis raffonei (Aeolian wall lizard) is the source of this 2006-nucleotide messenger RNA. It is a transcript of the gene HNRNPC, whose product is annotated as heterogeneous nuclear ribonucleoprotein C. The record is from RefSeq and is a predicted model, not a curated record. The coding region runs from base 708 to 1712 and encodes 334 amino acids. The transcript has 7 exons. NCBI's taxonomy places the organism in Eukaryota, Metazoa, Chordata, Lepidosauria, Squamata, Lacertidae. Gene Ontology annotation, molecular function: RNA binding. Gene Ontology annotation, cellular component: nucleus.